AUGCGUUUCUCGUCGAGCCUUUUUGCUGCUGCAGCUUUGCUGUCAAGCGCCGAAGCGGCAUACAAGGGCUUCAACUACGGAGCCUUCUUCGGAAACAACCAGGCCAAGGGCUACAAUGACUUCAAGUACGAGUUCGAGGCCGCCAAGGCCCUUCCCAACACCAACAGCCAGUUCACCAGCGCUCGGUUGUACACCAUGAUCCAGCACGGUACCACUAAGGAUGUUAUCACGGCGAUCAAGGCUGCUAUCGACACCAACACUUACCUCCUUCUUGGCCUCUGGACCUCGGCUGGUCAGGCUGUCGUCGACAACGAGGUCGCCGCACUCAAAGCUGCCAUCAGCACAUAUGGUACUAAGUUUACCAACCUAGUCGUGGGCAUCUCCGUCGGCAGCGAGGACUUGUACCGUAUUACGCCUACAGCCAUCGCGAACGGCGAGACGAAUCCCGGUGUCCAACCUGCACAGUUGGUCAAGUACAUCAACCAGGUCCGCACCGCGAUUAAGGGUACCGGUUUGGCUAGCAAGCCUAUUGGACACGUUGACACAUGGACUGCUUACGUUAAUGGCAGUAAUAGCGCAGUUGUCAGUGCUCUUGACUUCCUCGGAGUUGAUGCCUAUCCCUACUGGGAGACCCAGCACGCGAACAGCAUCGGCAACGCUAACGCAACCUUCUACGAUGCUUACAAGCAAACUGUUGCCGCUGGCAAGGGCAAGCCCGUGUGGGUCACCGAGACUGGUUGGCCGGUGUCUGGACCUAAGCAGAACCAGGCUGUUGCUAGCGCCGCCAAUGCCCGCAUCUACUGGGAGGACGUCAGCUGCUCUUUGAUGAAGAGCAACGUCAACCUCUUCUACUACACCCUCCAGGACAUCCAGUACUCCACUCCCAACCCCAGCUUCGGUAUCAAGCCGGGAGGCGACCUCAAGGCGGUCAGCCCUCUGUUUGACCUGUCUUGCCCCAAAGUAAGCUAUACUGUCCCCCUCCUUCUUUCGUCUGUACUAUCUCCCCUAUUCUUGCUUCUCAUGUACAAUGUGUUCAUCACAUCUUGGGUCGUCCGCGCAUCGUUCCCUGCAGCUUCAUUCAAGGAGCGUCCAUUGGCACUGUCAUCACAAACUCUACAGCCUGCUGCACCCUACAAUUGGAUUGCACGGGCUAACGUAACUCCCCGACCCAUGAGCAGUGUUUUCGUUUGGCCGGCGCCUAGACCUUCAGCCGCAGACAGUGUAGCUGUCAACGGUCCAGCAUCUACAGCCGGAUCCACGUUUCCCGGAUUUCCACAGCUAGAUCAACCAAGAGGCCUUACGCCUCCAUUCGUAGCACCUAAUCUAAUCGUGCCCAUCGACUCUUCUGAUCCAAAUAAAGUCAUUGGAAACUCGUACACUGCUCAAAUAUCUUCCACUCGCUCGACUCUUUUCCUUUUUGAUGUGCCACUUUCGUCUGCCAAAACAUGCAACCUCGUCUUCGCUCUCCCACCUACCUUCGAUCCUACUUAUAUUGCGCCUAUGCAGAUCAACUCACCUGGUGGCAUAUCGAUCUCUCGUCUCGACAAGCCAGCAACCACCGGAACGAGUGCGAGUUCGGCUACCGGUGGGACGGUUGUGGGUGCUGUGCCGGCACUCCAACCAGGCAACAAGUACACGAUUGCGAGUGCGCCAUGCGAGGCGGGACAGCAAGUUAGUUACAAGGCUGACUCACUGAACGGGUUGGAUAUGAGCUUCUUUCAGUUGACGUCGCCGGCCCUGGGUCUGUUCAUGGAGACGGCUUGA
Messenger RNA from Didymosphaeria variabile, 1764 nucleotides. RefSeq lists its product as uncharacterized. Bases 1 to 1764 code for a protein of 587 amino acids. Gene Ontology annotation, molecular function: 1,3-beta-glucanosyltransferase activity; glucan endo-1,3-beta-D-glucosidase activity. The record is from RefSeq and is a predicted model, not a curated record. Gene Ontology annotation, cellular component: extracellular region; cell surface; fungal-type cell wall. The transcript is spliced from 3 exons. Lineage: Eukaryota; Fungi; Ascomycota; Dothideomycetes; Pleosporales; Didymosphaeriaceae. Gene Ontology annotation, biological process: cell wall organization.